Molecule: messenger RNA, 1274 nt
Organism: Gadus macrocephalus (Pacific cod)
Lineage: Eukaryota; Metazoa; Chordata; Actinopteri; Gadiformes; Gadidae
Gene: smndc1
Product: survival motor neuron domain containing 1
Exons: 7
Coding region: 101-811 (236 amino acids)
Biological process (GO): mRNA processing; regulation of alternative mRNA splicing, via spliceosome
Cellular component (GO): nucleus; precatalytic spliceosome; cytoplasm
Molecular function (GO): RNA binding
Source: RefSeq, a predicted model, not a curated record
GGGUUGUUGUUUGUCUCCCGAGUCAAUCGGUUUCGGAAAUUAGGCAAUAUAGAUCUUGAUGCUCACUAUUUUCACAACAUAGAACAACAAUAAUACAAAGAUGUCAGACGACCUAGUGAAACAGCUGAGCAGUUACAAGGCCCAACUACAGCAGGUGGAAGCUGCCUUGUCUACCGACGAGGACAAUGAAGAUCUGCUCAAACUACAGAAAGAUUUACAGGAAGUCAUUGAGUUGACUAAGGACUUGCUUGCAGCUCAGCCGGUUGACAGCACGUCCAGUACCAACAGCUCAGACGCAGCUCCGCUGAAACACAACUGGAAGGUUGGCGAUGGCUGUAUGGCUGUUUGGAGCCAGGACGGACAGGUGUACGACGCUGAGAUCGAGGAGAUAGACGAGGAGAACGGCACGGCGGCCAUAACCUUCAUCAGCUACGGCAACGCAGAGGUCAUCCCCCUGCAGCACCUCAAGCCCCUGGAGGAGGGCAAGCUCCGCGAUGAAGACGGCAAGCCCAAGUCAAGGAAGGAGCAGAUAGCAGAACAGAGGGAGUAUAAGAAGAAGAAAGCCCAGAAGAAGGUCCUGAGGAUGAAGGAGUUGGAGCAGGAAAGGGAGGACCAGAAGUCGAAGUGGCAGCAGUUCAAUAACAAAGCUUACUCCAAGAACAAAAAGGGACAGGUUAAAAGGAGUAUAUUUGCAUCUCCAGAAAGUGUUGACGGCAAGGUAGGAGUGGGAACGUGUGGUAUCGCAGACAAACCGAUGACGGUGUACAACGACACAUCGAAAUUCAACGUCAGACAUUUAAUGCCCCAGUGACCCGUCGUGUUGUGUAAAUAAUGUUCAUCCAACUGUAUACUGGCUGGGUCGAUGUUUCCAUGUGGUCAUAUGAUUUACGUUCCUUGAGUCUUGGAGAAUACAUUUCUGUACACCAUUGCUUGAUUUACUGAAGUACUUUUUUAUAUUAUAUAGACAGAGCGGGAAAAAAAAGUUUUAAAUCGUGGACAUUUUUUGUAAAGGAAAUAAUAGAUACCUGAUUUUCACCAUAUUCACCUGUUGUGUAUGUAUGUGGAGACCACAGAAAACCAUACAUGUGGCUGGGAUUGUGUAACUUAUUUAAUUGGUUGCUGCCUGUAUUAAGAAGUCGAUGUUUGUCGGUUGGACAUGCCAUGACUUUGUCGUUUUGUGAGGCCUGCUUUACGAUGCAGAAUUUUAACAAAACCAGACUUGUUAUUUUUUUGUACAUCCAUUAUUAAAAGACAAUUGUUUUCCUUGCAAAAUA